Microplitis demolitor is the source of this 3148-nucleotide messenger RNA. RefSeq names its product vanin-like protein 2. Gene Ontology annotation, molecular function: hydrolase activity, acting on carbon-nitrogen (but not peptide) bonds, in linear amides. The transcript has 5 exons. The record is from RefSeq and is a predicted model, not a curated record. Bases 702 to 2279 code for a protein of 525 amino acids. Lineage: Eukaryota; Metazoa; Arthropoda; Insecta; Hymenoptera; Braconidae.
UCAAUUAUAAGAGCGCGUCACUUUAAACGGAAGUAGAAUUGAUAUAGAGUGAACAGGAAAAUAAAAAGUUAGAUGAGAAAUACAAGGUAGUAUGAAUUAUAAAUAUAGAAAAACGAGUUAUAUCGAUAAGGAAAAUGGGGAUUCCCAUUUAAUUCUGCGCUCGCGCAUGACAAGUUCAUAUUACGAUUUAAUUUAAAUAAAAAAUAACAAGCUAAUUCGAUAAAUUGGGAGUGAUAUAAAAAACAGCUUGGGGACUGAAGACGAUAAAUAGCAGACUCGCGCGUUACUAGACUAAUCAUUUAUCGUUUCGCUGUGCAAUGCUUUUCAAUCUCAUUAUAAAACGUCAAUUAAUUUCCAUUUAAUAAAUUUGUAAAUAACGGAUAAAAAUGAAGUAUGUCUAUCAAUAAAUAAAUAAAAAAAGAAUCUAAAGCCGGUUAUUUAUCAAACUUUACUUACAAUAGUGUUGUGAUAUUUAAAAAAAUUUCAUAAAUUUUCGUAAAUGCAUUUACUGGUUGACAUAGUGAUUUCAUUUUUGAAUUUCAUUUUUGGUGAAAAUUUUCUGUAGAGUGAGAAGUAAUAAAAUAUUAUAAGAGAAUAAAUAAUCAAACCGUUUGAUAAUUUCUAAUUACAAUUCUUUUGUUGCAAUAAAAAGAUAGAUUUAUAGUUAUCGUUAAUUGUAAUUAAUAAUUUAGGAAAUAAAGAUGAUUUUAGGGUCAACUAAUUUGUAUCUCUUCAGUAUGUUUUGCUUGGCAAGCUUGACAUCACAAGUUUCGCUGCCAUCGUCAAAUUACUACAUCGGAGCGGUAGUUGAAUACCACCCUAUUAUUGAAGGUCCGAAUAGCACUGCUAUUGCUGAAGAAAAUUCCGAAAACUUUAUAAAAUUUUUGAAAACAGCAAAUGAACAUCAAGUUGAUAUAAUUGUAUUUCCGGAAAAUGGGUUAUUUAGCGGCGAACCAUUUCCUCCUAUUUUUCACCGAAGUUUUUAUUUGCCUCACAGUACAUAUUUGCCUGACCAUAAAGAAUUUAAAGUUUUGUGCCGCGACGUGUCAUCUAAUGUUAUGGAGGUUGUAAAGUCAAUAUCUUGUGCAGCAAAACAGUACGCGAUGUAUAUUGUACUGAAUGUACAUGAAAAGGAAAAAUGUUUGGGUGACAAUUGCGCCGAAGACGGUUACAAUCUCUAUAAUACUAACAUAGUAUUCGAUCGAAAUGGCGCCUUAAUAGCCAAGUACCGGAAAUGGAAUUUAUUUGCCGAAGUUGGAUUUAAUAAAACACCGAAACCCGAGUUGUCGAGCUUCCGUACGGAUUUCGGUGUUACAUUCGGUCAGUUUAUAUGCUUCGAUAUAUUCUUCGGUGCGCCAGCUCUCGAACUUGUGCGCGAGAAAAACAUAACGGACAUUAUUUUUUCAACCCAUUGGUUUUCUCAUCUUCCCUAUUUGACCGCGAAUCAAAUUCAAGCUGGAUGGUCUUAUGUUAAUGAUGUUAAUUUUCUCGGUUCUGGUUACAAUGCACCAGCAACUGGUAAUACUGGCACUGGUAUUUAUGCUGGAAAAUAUGGUCACUUAGCGCGUAUUUGGAAUGAAAAGGCAGCAAAUGCGUUAAUUGUCGCUAAAAUACCUAAAGUAUUAAAUGGUCAACGCAUGCAACCGAUUAACCAAAAUGAUACUCAAAUUAUUUAUUAUUCGGCUACGGAAAUACCUUCAGUUAGACGACAAAUACUUAUGUCACAGCAAAAACUUUUUUCCGAAGAUUUGUCACUUUUUACUAGUAAACUUUUCCGACCUAUUAAUGGCGCCCUCAGUUCCAUAGUUUGUCAUCACGACUUUUGUUGCAAUUUCACUACCGAUACUUUAUAUCACGACGAUGUUAACAAGGGUUCGAAUGUUAAAUAUUACAGAUACCGUUACGCUGUAUUCAAUGGUACCGUAUCAUACCCGAAGCUUGGUAUAGCAGGUUUAGAAAUUUGCAGCAUAAUUUCAUGUCUUGAUGACAAUCCAAAAAGCUGCAAUCAACGAUUUGACAUUAAUGCUAACAUUGUUCAUCCUGUUACAUUUAAUUCAAUUGUACUUUCAAGUAUAUCACGAGAUUCUAUAAAUAUUCCUCAUUUUCCACUAAGUAUAGACGAUCAAAUUAAUCCAUUGAAUGUUAAUGACUUUACUUUUAUCCGUAAAAAAAUAAAUGAAACUCAUGUGAGCUUAAAUUACACGCUAACGAAACCUUAUAAUAAUUUGAUGACUUUUGCUAUUUUUGGAAGAAAUUUUGUAAAUGAUUAUUUCUUAUAGAAAAUCAGUUUUAUCAUAAUUUUUAAGUCAUUUGAUAGAAAUUACUACAAUUUUAUAUACUCUCUAGAAUGAAAUCAGUGAAUUUCACUUCGAGUUAAUGGAUAUUCACUGGGAACCAGCUAUAAGUAUACCACUGGUUGAAUUGAUGGUAUACUUAUAGCUGUAGAAAUAGUAACUAUCCAUUUAUUCGCAGUGAAUUUCACUAAUUUAUUUUUAGAGGGUAAUAUUACAUUUAUAAAUUUUUGUAUUUUUGUGAAAAAAAUAAAAAUGAUUAUUCAUACAAAAUAUUUACGUUUUAUUUUAAAUGAAUAAGAUUUCGCGGAUUAUAUAUUUUUAAUGAUAGACAAAAUUAAAUAUAUAUAAAUAGGAAAAAUGUAAAUUUGAUAGAAUAUAAAAUAUAUUUAAGACGCGUUUUAAUUUGUUUCUCUACUCGCACUCAACUGGAUAAACGGUACUAUCUUUGUUGCACUUGUACAGUAAAUGGGAACUUUGUCCAAGCUUUUCUCGUAAACAAAUAGCAGUUAUUAAAAAAUUGAAGUGCAUUUCGCUAGUUCAUAGAGUAAAGAAUCGGGUCUGUGUUUUUAUUUUGCGUUUAGAGCUUUUAUUUCAGAGAAAAGCUUGGACAAAAUUAUCUGGAAACCGUUCUUAAGAAACUUUUUCAAUUUCCCGCUAUGAGUUUUUUAAAUUUUCAAAAAAAGGGAAGUUAAUGAUUUUGGUUCGAUUUUUAAAAAUUGAGUUUUCAUCAGAUCUCGAUGUUUUGAGCUCGAAAACAGUGGGAAGUUUUGGGGUUGCUUUGCAGGGUCAACCGUUUUUCAGAUUUUUUGUCUAUGAUUUUAAACCGAAUAAUAAAUCAGCUAUCAGUCUCGUCC